AUGUCCUUCGCGAUGCUGCGCUCGGCACCGCCCGGCCGCUACCUGUACCCCGAGGUGAGCCCGCUGUCGGAGGACGAGGACCGCGGCAGCGAGAGUUCGGGCUCCGACGAGAAGCCCUGCCGCGUGCACGCGGCGCGCUGCGGCCUCCAGGGCGCCCGGAGACGGGCCGGGGGCCGGCGGGCGGGGGGCGGCGGCCCGGGGCCUGGGGGGCGGCCGGGCCGCGAGCCCCGACAGCGGCACACGGCGAACGCGCGCGAGCGGGACCGGACGAACAGCGUGAACACGGCCUUCACGGCGCUGCGCACGCUCAUCCCCACCGAGCCGGCCGACCGCAAGCUCUCCAAGAUCGAGACCCUGCGCCUGGCCUCCAGCUACAUCUCGCACCUGGGCAACGUGCUGCUGGUGGGUGAGGCCUGCGGCGACGGGCAACCCUGCCACUCGGGGCCCGCCUUCUUCCACGCGGCGCGCUCUGGCAGCCCUCCACCCCCGCCGCCCCCGCCCCCCGCCCGCGACGGCGAGAACGCCCAGCCCAAACAGAUCUGCACCUUCUGCCUCAGCAACCAAAGAAAGUUGAGCAAGGACCGAGACAGAAAGACGGCGAUUCGGAGUUAGAGGCGGAUGCUGCUGGGCCAUCCACGGAGAGCCCCCAUGGACCUGACUCGGGCACAGGCCUCCCUGAGGGCACCCCCCAGGCCAGCCCUGCCCCGGCUGUGAGCAGGGCCGAUGGACAGACAGGCGGUGGGACUCGGAGCUGGCCCAGCACUUGCCCAGCCCCACUGGAACUUUCCGUGCUGGCUCCCAACCUGGUUUUCUUCUGGUCACUAUGUGCUGGCAUCUUGUGUCUUUGAUAUGAUAAUAUAAAG
This is a messenger RNA of Physeter macrocephalus (sperm whale), 863 nucleotides long. RefSeq names its product scleraxis bHLH transcription factor (gene SCX). Lineage: Eukaryota; Metazoa; Chordata; Mammalia; Artiodactyla; Physeteridae. Gene Ontology annotation, molecular function: DNA-binding transcription factor activity, RNA polymerase II-specific; RNA polymerase II transcription regulatory region sequence-specific DNA binding; protein dimerization activity. Gene Ontology annotation, biological process: regulation of transcription by RNA polymerase II; developmental process. The coding region runs from base 1 to 612 and encodes 203 amino acids. The record is from RefSeq and is a predicted model, not a curated record. The transcript is spliced from 2 exons.